Amaranthus tricolor (Joseph's coat) is the source of this 2512-nucleotide messenger RNA. RefSeq names its product protein FAR1-RELATED SEQUENCE 5-like. Gene Ontology annotation, biological process: regulation of DNA-templated transcription. Gene Ontology annotation, molecular function: zinc ion binding. Bases 248 to 2512 code for a protein of 754 amino acids. The record is from RefSeq and is a predicted model, not a curated record. The transcript is spliced from 5 exons. NCBI's taxonomy places the organism in Eukaryota, Viridiplantae, Streptophyta, Magnoliopsida, Caryophyllales, Amaranthaceae.
UCUUCUCUUGAUUACUUAGUCUGUCAAAAAUCUUUACUUGUUUUCGUUUUCUUAUGUGUACCUUUUACAAAUUCAGAUUUGUUUUGAUUGAUUUCUUAGUUUUUCAUUUUCGUUUUCGAUUUAGUAUCUUCAAAACUGAGAGUCAGAUUUUCAUUUUCGUUUUUCUUUGUUGAUUUUGAUUUACAGACUCAGAUCUUGAUGUGAAUCUUCUUGUUGAUUUUGAUUAACAGACUCAGAUUGAGAUACUAUGGAAGAUUUACAAAAAGUGCUAAAUGUGGAAGAUUCACCAAAAACUUCCAACAAUGAAAAAGAAUUGUCAGAAGGGACUCAAACUCCAAGAACUAUUACACAAGUUACCCCAAAUGGUUCAACCCUGUGGAUUCCUCAUUGUGAGUUUGAUAAAAAGCCAUUUGUUGGUAUGGCUUUUGAAAACUUAGAGAAAGCCUUAGAUUUUUAUGGUAAAUAUGCUGAAAUUUGCGGUUUUGAUAUACGUUCAUCUACUACCUACAAAAAAAAGGGUAUUGUUUUUUUAAAAUAUUUUGUUUGUAGUAGGGAGGGUAUCAUAAAACCUAACCCUAAGAAAAGUGCAGAUGUUGUUGCACGUUAUAAGAGAUCAACCAAAAGAAUUGGUUGUAAAGCUAGAUUGAUUUUGAAAUAUGACAUAGCGAAGAGAACAUACCAUGUUUUAAAAUUCGAAGAGGCGCACAAUCAUUGUCUAGUUAGCCCUACAUCGCGUCAAUUUUUAUUGGGUAAUAGGAAAAUGACUUUGUUGCACAAAAAUUUCAUAUCUAAGAAUGCACGGGUUAAUAUAGGACCGGUCAAAUCCUUUAGAUUGUUUAAGGAAAAUGUCGGGAGUUAUGAGAAUGUGGGAGUGACAAUGCAAGAUUUUAAGAAUUUCCAUAGGGAUUUGAAAGCAUAUAUCAAAGGAGAUGAUGGGAAGAUGUUGAUCGAGAAUUUUAUCAGAAAAAGAGAUAUUUACACGGGGUUUUAUUUUGAUUAUGCUUUAGAUGAGGAGGACCACAUAUCACGUUUAUUUUGGGCCGAUGCGAUAAGUAGAAAGAAUUAUUGUUUAUUUGGAGAAAUGGUUACUUUUGAUUGUACUUAUAACACCAAUAAGUAUAGCAUGGUUUUAGCCCCUUUUACCGGAGUAGAUCAUCAUAAGUCUUGUAUUACAUUUGGUAUAGGUUUAUUAGCUAAGGAAGAUAGUGAAUCUUUUGAGUGGUUAUUUAGAACUUUUUUACAUUGUAUGGGGGAGUGUAUGCCAACAUAUUUGAUAACUGAUCAAGACCCUGCAAUGAAAAUUGCGAUUAAAAAUGUAUUUCCACACACAAUACACAAACUUUGCAUGUGGCACAUCAUGAGUAAAGUGACUGAUAAAGUUGGACCGGAAUUGAACAAAAAUGAAGAUUUUUUGAAAGAAUUAAAUGGGUGUGUGUGGAAUAUUGAUCAAGAAGAAGAUGAAUUUGAAGAAAAAUGGGAGGGAAUUAUGACCAAAUACAAUCUUCAAACAGAUAAAUGGUUUACUAGUAUAUUUAGUAUACGAGAUCAAUGGAUACCCGCAUAUUUUAGGGAUAUCCCAUUGGGGGGGAUUUUGAGAACUACAUCCCGAUCGGAAAGUGUUAAUAGUUUCUUCAACCACUUUUCAAACCCUCACAUGACACUUGUUGAAUUUUAUAUGAGUUAUGAAAGUGCAAUGGAUGCACAGAGUACAAACAAGAUAAGCUCAAUGCUGAAUCACUUCACACAAACCCACAAUAUAAAACACCAUUGCCGAUUGAAAAACAUGCCGGUGAAUAUUGAAAAGAAUGAAAGUGUGGAAAGUAUAACUGUUUUGGACUCAACGGUAAGUAAGAUGUACAAGGUGAAUUUUAUACUGGGAAGUUCGAUUGACGAGUUGAAGGUAGAUUGUGAUUGCAAGUUAUUUAAACGGAUAGGAAUAUUAUGUUCCCAUGCGAUUUGUGUUAUGAGUGCAAGACAAAUAACACAAAUACCAAAGCAAUAUGUUUUAGAUCGUUGGACGAAGCUAGCAUUAAAGAAGCCUAUUUUUGAUUUGCAUGGGAAUCUGAUUGAAGAGAGCAAAAAGUGUAACAACGUGGGGAAGUUGUUGGGGGAAGUUUGGUGUGAAAUAUUCAAUUGUGUAGGUUUAGCUCAACGGAGUGAGAGUGAUUUACAAUCACUUUUACAAAACCUAAAAGAUAUUAGUAGAAAAUUGGAGGAAAGUGAUGAUGUGAGGGUGGACAUUACUAAAGAGCAACAAAUCGAAUUGUUAGUAGGCACAAGUUCAUCUUCGACAAUGGAAAUACAAAACCCAAUCCAAUCAAAGAACAAAGGAAAAAGUCGAAAUUGCCCAUCAACAAAAGAUACCCCACUUAAGCUACUGUCUUCUGUACAUUUGACUGGUUAUGCACACGGAUGUUCUGCUGGAUUCAUAGCAUCCUCCUUACUAGUGGAUGCACAAAGGUUUAGGAACAUCAGCUGUUACUGCAAUUUUAGGAUUCCUACAUGCUGCUAA